This is a messenger RNA of Erigeron canadensis, 351 nucleotides long. Its product is annotated as cysteine protease RD19A-like. Lineage: Eukaryota; Viridiplantae; Streptophyta; Magnoliopsida; Asterales; Asteraceae. The transcript has a single exon. The coding region runs from base 1 to 351 and encodes 116 amino acids. The record is from RefSeq and is a predicted model, not a curated record.
AUGAAUCGACAAUCGACCAUUCUGUUCGUUAUCUUUUUUGUACUCUCCGUUUCCUCUUUGGCUGCAGGUGCCAAUAACAAUGAUAUCCUAAUCCAAAACGUGGAAUGGGAUGGAGAGGAAUACCGCCUCCAGCACGAUUUUAACGUCUUCAAGCACAAGUUUAACAAAACAUACACCUCCCCACAAGAAGAGGCUUUCAGGUUUUUGGUUUUCAAAGCCAACAUGCGCCAAGAAAUGCAGAGGCACAAGAAGCUUAUCGAUCCGUCGGCUGUUCAUUAUGGGUUUACUAAGUUUUCUGAUAUGACGGCAACGGAGUUGAUGAUCAAGAAGCAUAUAGGAUUGAAGAUUUGA